Amoebophrya sp. A25 is the source of this 4296-nucleotide messenger RNA. The record is from the annotation of a GenBank genome assembly. Lineage: Eukaryota; Dinophyceae; Syndiniales; Amoebophryaceae.
AAUCGGUCCCAGGUCCACAGCUUUAUUGGUUCUUCUGAAACCAACGAUAUCCGCAGGCGCACCUCGCGGACCACAACCUAACCUAACCUAGUUUCUUUAAUUCUAAGGCCAAUGAGAUUGUUAGGGUACUACACAUGGCAGGAGAAGCUUACUUUGCUUGAGUAACAUCGUCGAAUCAUGUCGUUUCUUCAAUUCGAAGAGUUUAUUCGGAUUGGUCGUACGAGUGCAGUUUUGUACCCAUUUUCCACGAGGGGAGAGAACAUUAUCCAGGAGAAAUGAGCGAUGGCAUGAUUGUACUCGAACAGGACUUUCUCUUCGUCCAGUUGAAUUGGGCAUCACUACAGAUUCGAUUCGUGAUUGGUACAACGUGAGUGAGGAAGUCGUGAUUGCGCCGGUUUAGGAACACCUGAGUGGAAAACUUAUUUCAUUUUAAUGAACCUAUAAACGCCAUUCCAUUUCCAAUCGAAAAAAUCUUUUAAUCUUCCACUUUAGAGGGUCGGGUGGAUAUUAUUCAUCACGGGACGAGAGAGAGAGUUGCCAGCACUUGAAGAUUGUCUUGUAAGUAAUCUUCAGUUUCCCUACAGUCAGUGGCGUUGUUCUUUUUUCUUCUUUCCUAACGAUUUCCAAGGAUGGAGUUUGUCAGGGGCCUCUGGAACCGCGCGACAAACCGCGCGACAAAGUUCUUCAACGAACGUUGGAACACGGUUUCCUUGCCUGUGGAGGGGCCUGUGAAGUCGUCCCUACCAAAGCAGAGGACAAACACGUACGAGGUCCCUCCCGCGUUGCAGGACUGCAGCGCGGCAUUGGAUGAGUUACGCUUAGACAUCAGGCAUCUACUUGCGUGCGCGACUGGACUACCUGAACAAGCUGCGGAUGCGUCUGGCGGCUUCGACACUGCAGCAUGCAUUAGUGACGAACAGUUAAAGAAGAGAGGACUAAAAGAUAAUCACCAGAAGGACGCGUUCAAGAAGAAGCUACAGGAGGUGCGCGGCCUUUUCAAACAGUGGCAGAAGACGUUCACAGCUAUGCUCGUUAGUCAACCCGAACUUGGAAACUUCUGGAGGAGAGAUGUAGAGGAGUAUUGGCCGCUUCGUCUCGAUGAUAACGAACUUGCUAUUGGACUCCACUAUCAAUACUUCCACCACCAAACUCGCGAUACUCUGGCACGCGACUUCAAUACAAAACUUCGUGAACUACUUCUUCCAGAUGAAGAGCACUCCACGACAACUGUCAAGAAAUCGGAGGCGCAAUGUGAAGUGCAGGCAUCAGGCGGAAAGAUGCAGAGUACUUCGCUUUCGGUAGAAGACAUCUUCUUCUACAUCAGCAACCCCUCUGCAUUCCUAGUAGGUCCAGAAUCUGUUACUUACGACCGGGUUACAAGAGUGAUGACUGCACCGGUGGAAUUCGUUUUACGCUUCCGCUUCACAUUUUUGACGAAUAUUAGCGAGCAGAACAGCUUAAGUUCGCGACUGAGUGAUCGUGUAGAAGGAGUAGACGGCACGGAGGAGGGCAUCCACCUCUCCUUCACGCACAGGGUUGACAACGCCGAGUUUGCGGUAGCGAAAGACCCGUAUGGGAGGGUACAGCACCGAAAGAGGCAUCUCUGGAGACUGCUUCGCGACAAGGAGGACAGAAACCGAAGAGUCAUCGACAAGGACUUCGUAACCAAUCCUCGCUUGCCUAGUCCGGGCGUCCACCUUACACCCGAAAACUACGAGCGCACUUCUCUUUACAACAUUCCGGUGAGCGAUGAUGAAAUUAAGCGCUUCGAAGAGAAAUUGCAGCAACUGGCCGCACAGCAACCGGCCGAGGAGGGGAACAACGAUAACCGAGUGGCGUCGUCUGCCUUGGAGAGUCGUGCGCUGGAGAUGCCGGCUCCUUUGCAGACACGCAACCUGAAUGGUCUAGCGUCUGCGAAGAACAAUCUACGCGGUUCAGGUAGUUCUGAUACUCAUACUCACUUCGUGCGAUUCUCCUAUUUCUAAGUAUUUAAAUUUAUGUUUUUUUAGAUACUGAGUGACUCAGAUUCUGAUUUUAUUUUUAGGCCAUUUUCUUAUGAAGAAUGUAAACGUAUCUACGUAGAAGGGGAAGGCAACAGUUGACAUCACGUGAAAGUAUUGUCUUCUAGUCUAAACGUGAUGACAUCUACUUCCAACCCACCUACCACUACUAGGACGAAGCCUCGCAGUCAACGAUAUGAACGCUAUUAACGAUGAGGAAAAUAUGAACGGUGACGGAAGCGCGAUGGUUUUUCUUGGCAUGGCUGGUGCAGGAGUCGUUUUAUUGUUGCUUUAUUUCUUCUUUCGGCGUCGUGCGGGUGCGCGUGGCUCGUCUAAAAAGACGAUGGUCCUCUCGCUUAGUAGCGACGCUGAGGAACAAGAACAAGAUGUCACCAAUGUUGGGACCUAUGACAGUGUCGCUCUCGACGGAGAUGCUCUCGAUGCGAGUAUGUUUCACGAGGCGAACGAGGGCCAAAAUACAUCGUACCACUUUUUUAUAGGAUCGAUUUUGAAGAUUUUCAUUUCUAAUAUUGAGCAUGUCCGUUGCUCUGAACCUUCUUUCAAGUUCGAUUUUGCCAUAGCUAGAAGAUUAAGUUCCAACCAAAUUUUUCGUCGAAGUAAAUUAUAUCAAGAAAAUAUCGUCUACUUCUACUUCCACUACAAACUCCAACCGCAGCACGAUUUCUACGCUCGGUCGACGCAUGUGCCUCAAAAAUGGUGUCUGGUUCAAGAUGGACGACUCUGCCACCACGUCGGACGUCAAACAGGCAAACAAUCAAUCAAGCGGAUUUCCCUUGCUUGUCGCGCGCGGAGGCGACGUUGCCACGAUGUCUUCGUACCACACUUUUUAUGUUGUUCCUUUUAUCUACAUCUACUUUUUCCUACUCUUUGUAAUUCGUCUCUUUGUAUGAAGAUUUAGGAGAAGAUACAUAGUAAGAGCCUUCGUGUGGCUUCAUCUUCGAAAUACGAUAUUUUCACGAGGAUUAUGCCCAUGAGACAAGUACGAAGCAAAGUGUCGUAUUGAUAUACGUAGUGGCCGGACAACACGGCAUGGCCGUAGAGCCGCGGACCUUCAACCUUGAACCUUGAGCCAAAUAUUAAGGCAAUAAGCUCACUAUUGAGGCUGCCUCACCGGUUAACGCCAUAAUCAGGUCCUCGCUCACCAAACCGAACUUCCUGGCGCACGAGAAUGAUGCACAUGAGAAGGAUGCACAUGAGAAGGAUGCACAUGAGAAGGAUGUACGUGAGAAGGAUGCACAUGAGAAGGAUGUACGUGAGAAGGAUGCACCUGAGAAGGAUGCAUAUGAGAAGGAUGCACAUGAGAAGGGUGCACAUCAUGCGAACCAUGUGGCUGAGAACGAUAUUGUGGCUGCUAACGAUGUGGCGGAGUACAUGACGUUUUUCGAUACGGAGAGCGCGUUUCUCAAGCCGCCAGUGGGGAGCUCUUCGUACUUUCUGUUCUGGAAAUAUCCUGUAUCAAAAUUGUUGGCGUGACUACAUGUCCUGUAGAGAUCUAUUUCUUCCUCGAAUUCGACCUCUUCUCUUUGAGUGAAUGAAUCAACUGCAACUUGGAAAAAUACUGAUACAAGAAACGCGAUGAGUCCGACUGUAACUGAUAAAACGUUCUUCAGCACGAUGAUGAAUUACGGGCAACGUGCGCCGCAUGAAGAUACCACUUUCAAGUUGGCCGCCUCUACUACCACGACACCCACCUCCCACGUCAACGCAGCAGAGGCCUCGUACUAAUUUUCAUGCUGUCCCACUACUAAUUUGCCAUACCGUACUAAGAAAGCUGUACUAUAGCACCCAAAAUCAUCUUGCAAACAAAUUCGAAUUGAGUAUACUGAACAACCAGCUCAAUGCUGCAAACACGACUUCCUCACCCCUUCACUCAGCGUCGAGUCAGCAUUCAUGACUUUCGAGCCUACGAAAAGCAGCAGAGUUGGCUUCAAUAAAACGAACGGAAUUAUCGCUCGGUAUUUUUUAGCAUCCUCUCCUUAAUUUGCUCGUUACGGUAACUUGCACGAGCAAUAUCUAUGCUCAGUCAUCCCCAUUCUUUAUUUCGAUACUUGAGAGAGUGAGUACAGGGAGAAAGAUGGUUACGAAAAUCUAAAUCGCUUAUUUGUUGAGAUAAGUUUAAAAAAAAGAGAAAGAUGUACAUCAAUGAAAACCGAAAAUCCCCGUCAGCUCGGCGCCAGAUGAAGUCGCUGCUGUGGAGGUCGCAGAUGCAGGCAAGUGCUUGCCCUUGCUGGUCGCCGCAGUGAAGAAGAACGACUACGGGUCGACAGAGCAGUAA